This is a messenger RNA of Sipha flava (yellow sugarcane aphid), 1493 nucleotides long. RefSeq names its product protein ABHD13 (gene Bem46). Gene Ontology annotation, cellular component: membrane. The record is from RefSeq and is a predicted model, not a curated record. Gene Ontology annotation, molecular function: palmitoyl-(protein) hydrolase activity. NCBI's taxonomy places the organism in Eukaryota, Metazoa, Arthropoda, Insecta, Hemiptera, Aphididae. The transcript has 7 exons. Bases 447 to 1493 code for a protein of 348 amino acids.
GAACGAAAGGAACGAUUUACUAAAUGGAACGACAUUUCCCACAACAAAUGGCUAGGCAUGGCGGAUAACUUAUUAUCUACACAAACUAGCCGCCAGUUCUAUGAUAACGUGUGUGGAUGGAAGUUAUAUACGCAUGGGUGAAUAAAUCCGUAUCGUUUCAUACAUUCUGCACUGGGAUGUUUCACCGUAAACACGGAUAUUUAUAAAUAAAUAACAAUACUCUGCUGAUAGCCGGAAAGAACAGAUUGUUCAUCGGUUAAGACACUGAGGGUUUUAUGAAACGUGUGUAAGAGUUCCAGACGUUAAAUUUAAAAAUCAAUGAAAGAUGAAACAGAAAACGAAAAGGAAAAAAAGCGGUAAUUAAUUGCCGCUCUGUCACUGAAGAGAACUGUUCUGUCUUACUUCUCUGCGACUAGAUCAUUCGUCGAAUUCCUUUUACGAUCGAAAUGGAAAGAUUACAAACUUGGCUGGUCCGCAAGGACAAAUUAUGUCUGCCACUGUGGAGAACAAUGUCGACAAAAUGUUACAUGAUAUUCAGUGCUCUUAGCGCCGGAGCUACGGUCAUCACAUUUUUUUUGAUAUACUGGUUUUGCGGUGGCUUAGUGGCACUAUCAUUUCUUCUGUUGAGUAUUAUUGGGUUUGUAUAUCAUUCGGAAGAUUACUUAUUAUAUUACCCAGACCUACCCGAUCAUUCACGAAUAUUUGUACCACAACCAUCAUUGUAUGGCUUACCAUACGAAAAUAUAUUUAUCAAAAGUUUAGAUGGCACUCGGUUACACUUGUUUUUGAUAAAACAACCCGGUGAUAUUUCUAAGAUAGUACCCACGAUUUUAUUCCUGCACGGAAAUGCAGGAAACAUAGGCCACAGAUUAUCAAAUGUAGUAGGCUUCUAUAAUGAAUUGAGAUGCAAUAUAGUAAUGCUCGAGUAUCGUGGAUAUGGAUUAUCGCAAGGUUCACCAUCUGAAAAUGGUUUUUAUAUGGAUGCAAGUGCAGCAAUGGAUUUUAUAUUAACUCGAAAUGACUUAAAUCUUGGCAGGAUUAUAGUAUUUGGUCGCUCAUUAGGUGGUGCAGUGGCUAUUGAUUUAGCAGCUCGUAUAGAAUACUCACAAAAAAUUUGGUGUGUAAUAGUAGAGAAUACAUUUACAAGUAUACCAGAUAUGGCAACAGUACUUAUGUCUUUUGAACUUUUUAAAUACGUCCCUUUAUUCUUGUAUAAAAAUAAGUAUAUGUCCAACUGGAAGAUGGGCAAAAUGCAGAUACCAAUAUUAUUUGUUUCGGGCGAAGAGGAUACCUUAGUUCCUCCAGCAAUGAUGACAAAUUUGUUUGAUGCAUAUUGUGGCCCUUUAAAACAAAUUGUAAGGUUUAGAAGAGGAUCACAUAACACCACAUGGAACUGUCCUGGUUAUUACAAAAAGAUUAGGCGGUUUUUAAAGAUUACAGCAAAACAUAGGCCUAACGCAGAAGAUCUCCAUUGUAUCAUAAAAAUUGUUUGA